Molecule: messenger RNA, 594 nt
Organism: Spinacia oleracea (spinach)
Lineage: Eukaryota; Viridiplantae; Streptophyta; Magnoliopsida; Caryophyllales; Amaranthaceae
Product: meiotic recombination protein SPO11-1-like
Exons: 2
Coding region: 1-594 (197 amino acids)
Cellular component (GO): chromosome
Molecular function (GO): DNA topoisomerase type II (double strand cut, ATP-hydrolyzing) activity; DNA binding
Source: RefSeq, a predicted model, not a curated record
AUGUCCAUAGCUAUUCGGAUUCCACGUAGGACCGGAUAUGAUGAUGUUGUGUUUGUAGAUUCUAUUAGUAGGUUUGUUCAUUCUGGAAGAAUAAGAGUGGUCUCGGGUAAAAUUGGGUGUAUUGUCACAAGUCUUCUAAAGAUUGUAAAACAGUGUACUAGGAAAUAUUUGAAAUUGAAUUAUGGGUCUUCCAAUUGUGUAUUCGGUGGGUGUCUUCAGUAUGAAGAAAUUGACGUUCAUGGCAAAACACAUGUGACAUAUUGCUCUGGGAUGUUAAGGUCGUAUCGGUUGCAUUUAGAUCAUAUUCAAAGCGUCCAAACUGCAAAGUCUUGUCCUGCUGAUUUUAUACUUAUCGUUGAAAAACUUGUUGUUCUUGAAAGCUUAAUAGAAGAGAAGUUUUGUCACACGUUUCCUUGUGUUUUGGUUACUGGUUGUGGCCAGCCUGACGUUCAAUGUCGGAUGUUCGUCAAGAUGUUACAUGAUGCGCUACGGAUCCCUAUUUGUGUCUUGGUUGAUUUUAAUGCUUACGGGAUAAAGAUUAUGAGAUCUUAUAAGGUUGUCUCAUUUAGUUUAGCAUAUGAAAAUUACAGAUGA